This is a messenger RNA of Mytilinidion resinicola, 557 nucleotides long. RefSeq lists its product as uncharacterized. Bases 21 to 356 code for a protein of 111 amino acids. Lineage: Eukaryota; Fungi; Ascomycota; Dothideomycetes; Mytilinidiales; Mytilinidiaceae. The transcript has a single exon. The record is from RefSeq and is a predicted model, not a curated record.
CCACAAUCAAAUACUCCACAAUGCCACGGACAUCUAAUGAUGUCGACUACGUGCAGAAGGACCCGAAGCCUUACAAACACCCCAAACUUCCCUACCCCAAGCCUACGCCGCUGCCUGCAUUCGAGCCACUACAAAUCAACAACUACGACGCGCCCGGCACCCCCAAUAUACCUCCAGGUCUUGAUCAGCAUGAUCCUGUGGCCCUAUUCCGCCUAUUCUUUACCGAUGAAAUGGUAGAGAAGAUGGUGCGCUGGACGAACGAGUACGCCAAGGAUCACCGGCCGUCCAAGGGCUCAGCUACUUCUAUUUGCACGGGAUGGAAGGAUUAUAUGGCCAAGCUUAACUCUAUAGACUAGCUUGUAUAUAGCUGCUACACGUAUUUGAAUUGCCUCAGCCGGGUGUAGGCCUCAUCACGGGGGCCUAAUUCGGAGCCUCUAAUUGGCCGAAUCCUUAUCGAUAACUGUGGACGUAAAUCAGCGUGCGAAGAGAUAGUAGCUGAAGCCUGUUUGUAACCACGAACCUAGCAGUCCCCAAGGUAGAGGAGAUUUCAGUGUCGG